AUGGAGGGAGAGAGUUUUGCAAGGCAGAGCCAACUCAAAACACAUCAGGUCAUUCACACAGGAGAGAAGCCAUAUCACUGCUUAUACUGUGAGAAGCGUUUUAGUACCAAUGGUAGUCUCAAACUACAUGAACGCACUCACACAGGAGAGGAGCCGUCUCAGUGCUUAUACUGUGAGAAGAGUUUUGCACAACAGAGCCAUCACCAAACACACCAGACUAUUCACACAGGGGAAAAGCCAUAUUUCUGCUUACACGAUAAAUAUUUUCAUCUCAAAGUACAUGAACACACUCACACGGGAGAAAAGCCAUACUGCUGCUCACACUGUGAGAAGAGUUUUACGACAAAUAGUGGUUUCAAACUACAUGAACGCACUCACACAGGAGAGAAGACUUAUCAGUGCUUACAUUGUGAGCAGUGUUUUAGUAAGAGUUUUCAUCUCAAAGUACAUGAACGCAGUCACACAGGAGAGAAGCUAUACAACUGCUCAGUGUGUGGGAAGAGUUUUACUAAAGUAUAG
Messenger RNA from Neoarius graeffei (lesser salmon catfish), 519 nucleotides. Its product is annotated as zinc finger protein ZFP2-like. Gene Ontology annotation, molecular function: RNA polymerase II cis-regulatory region sequence-specific DNA binding; DNA-binding transcription factor activity, RNA polymerase II-specific. The record is from RefSeq and is a predicted model, not a curated record. Gene Ontology annotation, cellular component: nucleus. The transcript is spliced from 4 exons. Lineage: Eukaryota; Metazoa; Chordata; Actinopteri; Siluriformes; Ariidae. Gene Ontology annotation, biological process: regulation of transcription by RNA polymerase II. The coding region runs from base 1 to 519 and encodes 172 amino acids.